Messenger RNA from Odocoileus virginianus texanus, 799 nucleotides. The record is from RefSeq and is a predicted model, not a curated record. Lineage: Eukaryota; Metazoa; Chordata; Mammalia; Artiodactyla; Cervidae.
ACCAGACUGUUCCCUCAAGUCCCAAAUAUUUCUCCCCGUCCCCCGCUCCACCUUAGGUUUCCUCUGCUCUCGCCGUGUUUCAUAUAUUGAUCUGUUACUUUACCACUGCUUAGAGAAGGUUGCAGAUCGUCCCGAAGUCCGUCUCACUGCCCCCAACCCUUAAGCGGCCGAGAGUGGGCAGUCCAGAAGCGAGGAUUCGGCUCAUCUGCUGUCGGGCAUAGUGAAGGCGGGACCUCCGCGGACUCGGAGGGCGAGAUGAGGAUCAACGCCCUGUUUGUCUAGAGCUGGGCUAGGUGCCCUGGGUCGGCCGGGGCUCUGGAUGUGGGUGCCAGACGAUUCCACGGCGCCUCUCAAGAUGGACAGCCGCUACACCAGCUCCGCGGGCCUCGGGGAUUUAAACCAGCUGAGCGCGGCCAUCCCGGCCACGCGCGUGGAGGUGUCCGUGUCUUGCAGAAAUCUUCUUGACCGAGACACGUUUUCUAAAUCUGAUCCAAUUUGUGUCUUAUAUAUACAAGGAGUUGGAAAUAAAGAAUGGAGAGAGUUUGGAAGAACUGAAGUAAUUGAUAAUACUUUAAAUCCUGAUUUUGUAAGAAAAUUUAUUCUGGACUACUUUUUUGAAGAAAGAGAGAAUCUUCGUUUUGAUUUGUAUGAUGUUGAUUCAAAGAGUCCCAACUUGUCCGAACAUGACUUUCUGGGACAAGUGUUUUGUACAUUGGGAGAGAUUGUUGGUUCACAGGGAAGUCGCCUGGAAAAGUCCAUAGUAAUUUAGUUCACCAGCUUCCCUGGUGGCUCAGUGGUA